Molecule: messenger RNA, 2085 nt
Organism: Lolium rigidum
Lineage: Eukaryota; Viridiplantae; Streptophyta; Magnoliopsida; Poales; Poaceae
Product: homeobox-leucine zipper protein TF1-like
Exons: 10
Coding region: 1-2085 (694 amino acids)
Molecular function (GO): DNA binding; lipid binding
Source: RefSeq, a predicted model, not a curated record
AUGCCACGGGCACAGAGUGGUCAAGCACAUGAAGAGGAUCAGCAAACCUUCGACAAUUACUUUGGAGAAUUAGAUGGAAUGUAUAAUGAUAAUUUCGACUUUGACAUAUCGUCUAACAACAGAAGCAUACGUGGGGGGGACCCCACUAAUGAUCAUAAUGUCGUUGAAGGCCCAAAACCAAGGAAGAAGUGUCUGCAGAGGUUAACUUUCCAGCAGACCGAGAUACUUCAAGGAUUCUUUAGCAUGUGCACACACCCGAAUGAAUAUCAAAGGAGGGAGCUGAGUGAGACAACAGGUCUUACAGCACAACAAGUGAAGUUUUGGUUUCAGAACAAGAUAACACAAAUCAAGAAUCUGAAUGAAAAACAAGAGAACUAUAGGUUGAAAGUGGAGAAUGCAAUGCUGAGUGAUGAAAACAAGAAGCUUAAGCAAGCUCAUAGGACUACGUUUUGCCCCACUUGCGAUCCAGCGCCACAGAACCAGUUCGCUCCAGAUAUGCAAAGGCUGAAAGAGCAAAAUAACUGGCUGAAGCUAGAGAUUUCCAUGUUGCAAGCUGAAACACUUCCAAGUUCUAGACAGUCUUUCCAACUUGACUCAGCUGCAGAAAAUGUCAUUGCUAGACAAAAUGACAUACAGAUGAUAGCUGAACUAACUCAGAAUGCAAUGGACGAGUUUGUCAUUUUGUCCGAGUCACAUGGCCCUCUAUGGCUGCCUGUUCCUGGUGGUUCAUUUGAAAUACUGAACAAGAUGGCUUAUGCUGCAAAGUUUGGUGGAGACAAUAGUGCAAAUAUAAUAGGAUUCAAGACCGAGGCCACUCGUGCUGACAUUGUGGUCAUGAUGGGCGCCAAAUAUAUUAUGGAUUAUCUCAUGGAUUCUGAGUGCUAUGCAUCUCUCUGUCCUGGAAUUCUAUCCAGUGCAAAAACCAUUAAGGCUUACAAGUGGCCUACUAAUGCAGGCUACAAUGGCGCUAUGCGUUUGAUGACAAUUGAGACAGUGUUCCCAUCGCCCCUUGUACCAUCGAGGAAAUGCACAUUUGUGAGGUCCUGUAGGGAGCUGCAAAAUGGGACAAUGCUCGUUGUUGACGUGUCACUGGAUGAUAGUGUUGGCACCUUCUUCAAGUGCCGCAAAAUGCCUUCAGGAGUACUAAUUCAGCCCCUGGAGGGUAACAGCUGCAAGAUCAUAGCCAUAGAGCAUGUUCUAGUAUAUGAUACUGCCGUUCACAAGCUCUACCAGCCAUGUCUGGAUGGACUCAUGUUUGGAGCUAGGCGCUGGGUGACGAGCAUCGCGCGGCAGUGCGUGCGUUUAAGAGACACCUUCCAUGUUACCAGAAGUGCUUUAAGAGCCAACUCAAAGGGGAAGAAGACCCUCAUGAAACUAGCCGAUGGCCUGCUCAUCAGCUACAGCAACAGCAUUGCCGCCAUCCCUGAGGACAUAUGGACCAUCGUGCGCGGUACUGGUACGGACCAAGACAUCAAGAUCGCACAUAGGAGGAACGAUGACCGCGACAACACCGCAAUUGUGUCUGUGAGCGCAUCAUUCCAGCUCCCAAUGCCACUUAGGGCAACAUUUGAUCAUCUCAAGAACAACAUGCUUCGUCCAGAGUGGGAUGUGUUGGUCAAAGGUGGUGUCGUGAGGGAGGAAGUCCAUGUCUCCAGCGGUGCAGAAGCUGAUGAUGCUGUCUCCAUUCUGCAUGUUAAGAAUGCCAGAGAAAACAAAGAAAACAUCAUGAUCCUCCAGAACAGCUACUAUGACGUAUCGGGCUCAUUUAUUGUGUACUCACCCAUCGACAUCCAACUGAUGAACAAGAUCAUGAGUCCAGGGGAUAUGGCAGAGAGCAAGGUAUCCAUCUACCCUACCGGCUUCUCUCUCCUCCCUGUUAGCGAGUCUACCCAGGGUGGCAUUGGCCUAGGCGAGGAUGGAGAAACUCUUGUAACCGUGGGGUUCCAGAUUCUGCUGAAGCUCGCCGGUGGCACUAGCUUAUAUCCUAGGUCUGUGUCUGCUGCCAUCGAUCUCAUGUCUGCGAACAUUGCGACCAUAAAAAAGUCCUUGAUCAAUAGCCAGUCUCAUCUAGAAUGUACCAGGUAA